AAUUGCGUGAUCAUUCACCGUCUUUCAUUCUUGGUUUCGGCUUACCUGUCCUGUAAAUCGCGCGUGCAAGUGAUUCGCGCUAAGGUGCGAUGGCAAUGUAAUUCUAAGCCGGGCAUAAUUAUUCACAGUCAUUUUGACCGGUGACACGUGGUGUAACGCCUUCGUCAUGGGAAGCACGGACACCACGACGAAAUUGCUGAUCGACAGUCACGAGAUCGAGGAAUACGGGACAAACUUGAAGAUACUACCCUGCAACAACCAGGUGAAAGAGUUGCAAACCAUUUUGCGAGAUAAGAAUACCACGAGGAGCGAUUUCAAGUUUUAUGCUGAUCGUUUGAUUAGGCUAGUUAUCGAAGAGAGUUUGAACCAAUUACCUUUUACAAAAUGUGUGGUAACAACUCCAACUGGUGCCAAAUAUAAAGGUUUGAAAUAUCAGAAGGGAAAUUGUGGUGUAUCUAUAGUAAGAAGUGGAGAAGCUAUGGAACAGGGUUUAAGAGAUUGUUGUCGUAGUAUCAGGAUUGGUAAGAUAUUGGUAGAAAGUGAUGCGGAUACACACGAAGCUAGAGUAGUUUAUGCUAAAUUCCCAGAUGAUAUAUCUGAAAGAAAAGUUUUAUUGAUGUAUCCAAUAAUGAGUACAGGAAAUACUGUCAUAAAAGCUAUAGCUGUACUGAAAGAGCAUAAUGUGCUCGAAGAAAAUAUUAUCCUAUCAAAUUUGUUCUGUACACCAAUUGCAGCCAAAUCUCUAGUCACUGCCUUUCCUAAGAUGAAGAUCUUAACAUCAGAGAUCCAUACUGUUGCACCAAAUCAUUUUGGACAAAAAUACUUUGGCUGUACUCGUGUCGUAGUGGAGACACCAAGUAUACAAGAGAAAGAUAAUUGAAAAAUUAUAUCUGAUAUUGUGUUGAAUCUUAUAUAAUUGAAUUAAUCU
Molecule: messenger RNA, 928 nt
Organism: Camponotus floridanus (Florida carpenter ant)
Lineage: Eukaryota; Metazoa; Arthropoda; Insecta; Hymenoptera; Formicidae
Gene: kri
Product: uracil phosphoribosyltransferase homolog
Exons: 7
Coding region: 167-880 (237 amino acids)
Source: RefSeq, a predicted model, not a curated record